This is a messenger RNA of Ziziphus jujuba (common jujube), 354 nucleotides long. RefSeq names its product josephin-like protein. Lineage: Eukaryota; Viridiplantae; Streptophyta; Magnoliopsida; Rosales; Rhamnaceae. The transcript has a single exon. The record is from RefSeq and is a predicted model, not a curated record. The coding region runs from base 1 to 354 and encodes 117 amino acids.
AUGUGCAGCAGAGAAUACUUCAAGGGUAAGAAGUUCAAUUAUCAGAAACAAAAUUCUGAUGAGAAAGUUUCCAGAAGCAAGAAGAUUUUUGGAAAUUUUGUAUCUCAAUGUAGCAGUAGACCAGGUUUAUCACCAAUGAGAUUGAUGAAGAAUCUUGCAGGGAAGGUUGGAAGAGCUCUAUGCAUUGGACCGGUGAGUAAAAGAGCUUCAAGGAAGGAUUCUUUAGCUGGGAAAUCAAAGCCCUUUGUGACUCCUGUUGAUUCUCAUAGGAUAGAAGCCAUGGAAGAUUGUAUCGACUUCAUCAACUCUUCUUCCUCUUUGUCUAGAUCAAACUCCACCACAAAUUCUUGUUAG